GGAAUUCAGAUGCCUAUUGAUGACUGCUCUGUGGCAGCUAAACCAAGAGAACAGCUGCUCUGCUCAUUAUUUCAAACCACACCAAGGUACAGAGCUUGUGCUUCAGGAUGGAAACCUAUGGCUAUCUGCAUAGGGAGUCAUGCUUUCAAGGACCUCAUGAACUCUAUUUUAAGAACCUCUCAAAACGAAACAAACACAUCAUGGAGAAGAAUGGAAAUAACCGAAAGCUGCGGGUUUGUGUUGCUACUUGUAACCGUGCAGAUUAUUCUAAACUUGCCCCAAUCAUGUUUGGCAUUAAAACUGAGCCUGACUUCUUUGAACUUGAUGUUGUGGUACUUGGCUCUCACCUGAUCGAUGACUAUGGAAAUACAUAUCGAAUGAUUGAACAAGAUGACUUUGACAUUAACACCAGGCUCCACACAAUUGUGAGGGGAGAAGAUGAGGCAGCUAUGGUGGAGUCAGUAGGCCUGGCCCUAGUGAAGCUGCCAGAUGUCCUUAAUCGCCUAAAGCCUGAUAUCAUGAUUGUUCAUGGAGACAGGUUUGAUGCCCUGGCUCUGGCUACAUCUGCUGCCUUGAUGAACAUCCGAAUCCUUCACAUUGAAGGUGGGGAAGUCAGUGGGACCAUUGAUGACUCUAUCAGACAUGCCAUAACAAAACUGGCUCAUUAUCAUGUGUGCUGCACCCGAAGUGCAGAGCAGCACCUGAUAUCCAUGUGUGAGGACCAUGAUCGCAUCCUUUUGGCAGGCUGCCCUUCCUAUGACAAACUCCUCUCAGCCAAGAACAAAGACUACAUGAGCAUCAUUCGGAUGUGGCUAGGUGAUGAUGUAAAAUCUAAAGAUUACAUUGUUGCACUACAGCACCCUGUGACCACUGACAUUAAGCAUUCCAUAAAAAUGUUUGAAUUAACAUUGGAUGCACUUAUCUCAUUUAACAAGCGGACCCUAGUUCUGUUUCCAAAUAUUGAUGCAGGGAGCAAAGAGAUGGUUCGAGUGAUGCGGAAGAAGGGCAUUGAGCAUCAUCCCAAUUUUCGUGCAGUUAAACACGUCCCAUUUGACCAGUUUAUACAGCUGGUUGCUCAUGCUGGUUGUAUGAUUGGGAAUAGCAGCUGUGGGGUACGAGAGGUGGGAGCUUUUGGAACACCUGUGAUCAACCUGGGAACACGUCAGAUUGGAAGAGAAACAGGGGAGAAUGUUCUUCAUGUCCGGGAUGCUGACACCCAAGACAAAAUAUUGCAAGCACUGCACCUUCAGUUUGGUAAACAGUACCCUUGUUCAAAGAUAUAUGGGGAUGGAAAUGCUGUUCCAAGGAUUUUGAAGUUUCUCAAAUCUAUUGAUCUUCAAGAGCCACUACAAAAGAAAUUCUGCUUCCCUCCUGUGAAGGAGAAUAUCUCUCAAGAUAUUGACCAUAUUCUUGAAACUCUAAGUGCCUUGGCCGUUGAUCUUGGUGGGACGAACCUCCGAGUUGCAAUAGUCAGCAUGAAGGGUGAAAUAGUUAAGAAGUAUACUCAGUUCAAUCCUAAAACCUAUGAAGAGAGGAUUAAUUUAAUCCUACAGAUGUGUGUAGAAGCUGCAGCAGAAGCUGUAAAACUGAACUGCAGAAUUUUGGGAGUAGGCAUUUCCACAGGUGGCCGUGUAAAUCCUCGGGAAGGAAUUGUGCUGCAUUCAACCAAACUGAUCCAAGAGUGGAACUCUGUGGACCUCAGGACCCCCCUGUCUGACACUUUGCAUCUCCCCGUAUGGGUAGACAAUGAUGGCAACUGUGCUGCCCUGGCAGAAAGGAAAUUUGGCCAAGGAAAGGGACUGGAAAACUUUGUUACACUUAUCACAGGCACAGGUAAGAGAGGAAUCGGUGGAGGAAUUAUCCAUCAGCACGAAUUGAUCCAUGGAAGCUCCUUCUGUGCUGCAGAACUGGGCCACCUUGUUGUGUCUCUGGACGGGCCUGAUUGUUCCUGUGGAAGCCAUGGGUGCAUUGAAGCAUAUGCCUCUGGAAUGGCCUUGCAGAGGGAGGCAAAAAAGCUCCAUGAUGAGGACCUGCUGUUGGUGGAAGGGAUGUCAGUGCCAAAAGAUGAGGCAGUGGGUGCACUCCAUCUCAUCCAAGCUGCCAAACUUGGCAAUGCGAAGGCCCAGAGCAUCCUAAGAACAGCUGGAACAGCUUUGGGUCUUGGGGUUGUGAACAUCCUCCAUACUAUGAAUCCCUCCCUUGUGAUCCUCUCUGGAGUCCUGGCCAGUCAUUAUAUCCACAUUGUCAAAGACGUCAUUCGCCAACAGGCCUUAUCCUCCGUGCAGGAUGUGGACGUGGUGGUCUCAGAUUUGGUUGACCCCGCCCUGCUGGGUGCUGCCAGCAUGGUUUUGGACUACACAACUCGCAGGAUCUACUAGACCUCCAGGAACAGACAUGGGCUAAAGAGCUCUGGAGUGGAAUCAAAUUCUUGUUGUUAGAAUGACCAUUUCUUAACAAGCAAAUCUGCUAUUGAACUGCAGGUGACUUUAGCAGAGAAAUGUUUUUGCUUUUGGUCUCCUCUUCCAGAGUCACCUUUCCCAACUCCUAUUUUUGUAGAUGCUGUUCUUUCUGAUGUUUUCCUAGUAGGGGUCAUUUUUGCUCAAACCCUGUAAAUUCCAGUCACAAUUUUCUGUGCCAAAGUAGCUAUAAUAAUAGACAAGGAAGCCUUAGAACUCUGCUUACUAAUGUAUUAAUACCACUGAGACCUGCAGUCCUUGCCUGGGAUGUCACUUCAUCCUGAGGUUUGCAUUAAUAAUCCUUCCUGCCAGGCACAAUAGCUCACGCUGGUAAUCCCAGCACUUUGGGAGGCCGAGACGGGCGGAUCACCUGAGAUCAGGAGUUCGAGACCAGCCUGGCCAACAUGGUGAAACCCCAUCCUUACUAAAAUACAAAAAUUAGCCAGGCAUGGUAGCAUGCACCUGUAGUCCUGGCUAUUAAGGAGGCUGAGGCCAGAGAACUGCUGGAGCCCAGGAGGUGGAGGUUACAGUGAGCUGAGAUCACACCACUGCACUCCAGCCUGGGCGACAGAGCAAGACUCCAUCUUCCAAAAAAAAAAAAAAAAAUUUCCUCCUCGAACCCCAAACUGAGAUCACAGAAAGUGAUCCAGUCAGGGAACAGAAGGAAAUCUUACCAGGAAGGGCUUAAGUACAUUUUUUUUAAACAGCUUUAUUGGUAUUUUUUUUUAAGCCUACAAUUUGAUAAGCCUUGACAUAUGUAUACCUGUUUAAGUAUUACCACAAUCAAGACAUCAUCGGACAUAUCUAUCAACCCCCCCAUCUCAGAUAUCCCUCCCUAACCCUGGAUACCAUUUGUUGAAAGAUGUGAUUUCUGUGGCUGAACUUAUGAGACUUUAGACCAGGGAUCUAAAUUAUAGUGGCCUCAGUGACCUUGUCCUUAUCUUCUUAGGACAGCUGAGAAGCUACUGGGACUUAGAGCCUUUAAAAGGAGAUUUACUAUCCCAAAAGGAUGUUCCCUACUGACCAGCAGACACUUCUCCCUUCAAUAGCCUUUCAUACUGUGUUGAAGAAGACCCUAGGGUGUUUAUUAAAGCAGUGUUUGUGUGAGUUUUACCUAGAGCCCAGAGCCAUGAAUCAGGAUUCUGGGUACAUAAUUCAUGCUUCCAUUGGUAUCAAAAUACAAAAGCCAAAGUUCUGGCUAUAAAUUGUAACUUGGAAGAAAUACUAACUGCCACCACCUAUUAAGUGCCUACUGUGUGUCAGGCUUUGAACUAGGUGUUUCAUAUACAUUAUCCUAAAUUCUCUCAACAUCUGAGGUAGGUGUUUUAAUUUUUGUUUUAUAGAACUUAGUGUGUUUAACUGUUAAGCUAUGGGGCUAGAAAGAGGGUUUGAUCCCAGGUCCCUCUGUGCUUUUUCUGCUAAGCCACACAACCUCCCAUUUCAAAAACAUUUUCAAAAUGCUAAUAUAUUCUAAUUCACUCCAGGCCACCAAAAGCAUUAAUACUAAUAUCUGAUUUGUAAAUGACUUAAUGUAUCCUUGACCCUAUCUCUCAGCUGUGCAUUUAAUCAAAUAUUCCUCUCUGCUGUGAAAUUUUGCCAGUACAGUAUUUGGUCUAUUGACAGGUAUUUUGUUUUCAUUUGUUUGUUUUUGAGACAGCGUCUCGCUCUGUCGUCCAGGCUGGAGUGCAGUGGCAUGAUCUCGGCUCACUGCAACCUCUGCCCUCCGAGUUCAAGUUGAUUCUCGUGCCUCAACCUCCCAGGUAGCUGGGAUUAUAGGCACACGCACCAUGCCUAGCUGAUUUUUUUUGUUUUUAGUAGAGACAGGGUUUCACCAUGUUGGCCAGGCUGAUCUUGAACUCCUGACCUCAGGUGAUCGCCUGCCAUGGUCUCCCAAAAUGCUGGGAUUACAGGCGUGAGCCACUGUGCCCGGCUCUAGUGACAGGUUUUUAGGGGUAAUUUUAGAUUAUCUAAAACAGCAUAUUCAUAUAUUUUUCAGAUUGUUUAUUUUGGGAAAAUGAAGGUUUCUAUAACAUAUUGUUGCAGUGUUCAAAUAAACUCAAAGAAUCAACAUCGCAUUUGAACUAUAUCCUUCCUAGUGGGUAGUGUGAAAAAAGUUUGGCUGAUUCCUAGAACUCUAUCAGCCCUGCAGUAAUCUCCAGGGCCUGAUUAUUGUUCAAACAUUCCAUGGUGAUUCCUGGGAAGGAACCUUGGCUGCUCAGUUUCUGAGUCUGGGGUGAGAUAAUGUUCCAUGAAGGAGCAUCUGUUCUUUGGUAUAAUCUCUUUUGGUGAAAUCUGUUCUGUACAUUAGACAAUUGCAUUGCUACCAAGUUUCCUACCAAAUAUUUGAAAGAAUGGUAUUUAAUCUAAAACCAAAUACCAAGUUUUUAUUAAAUUCAUGGAAAGGCUAAUAUAUUCCAACAUAAAUUAUUACAUAUGGUUAAGUAACUUCAUGUUAAUUUAUUUUGAUGUAAAUAUUUUUGUUACUGUUCUGAGCCAAAUUCUAAAGAAAAAAUAAACACAUUUCCUUGUUGAAA
Molecule: messenger RNA, 4990 nt
Organism: Callithrix jacchus (white-tufted-ear marmoset)
Lineage: Eukaryota; Metazoa; Chordata; Mammalia; Primates; Cebidae
Gene: GNE
Product: glucosamine (UDP-N-acetyl)-2-epimerase/N-acetylmannosamine kinase
Biological process (GO): UDP-N-acetylglucosamine metabolic process
Molecular function (GO): UDP-N-acetylglucosamine 2-epimerase activity; hydrolase activity, hydrolyzing O-glycosyl compounds; N-acylmannosamine kinase activity
Source: RefSeq, a predicted model, not a curated record